Molecule: messenger RNA, 636 nt
Organism: Nymphaea colorata (pocket water lily)
Lineage: Eukaryota; Viridiplantae; Streptophyta; Magnoliopsida; Nymphaeales; Nymphaeaceae
Exons: 2
Coding region: 179-541 (120 amino acids)
Molecular function (GO): nucleic acid binding; zinc ion binding
Source: RefSeq, a predicted model, not a curated record
UUUGGAAGUCCUACCUGUCCUCCCAUCUUUCGAAGAUCUGAAGGCCAAGCUAUUCCAACACGAAGCUAGUCGUGUUCAGCGACAGAAUUUGAUUCCUUCCAACAGUCACAAUGUACUGAUCACAGGGACACAUGCACUGCAAGGGAAUCGCACUCGUACUUGGACUCCUCAGGCAGGAAUGGGAAGAGGGAUUCUUCCAACACCACCGGGCAUGAAUACUACUUCUGCCACAUCUAGAAGGGUUUCGACUUGUUUCUAUUGCAACAAGAGGGGGCAUGUAAAGUCAGAAUGUUGGCACAAUCCGCAGAACAAAAAUAAUCAAGUUAAACGUGAGAACAAGGCAGCAGUAGGGUCAGCUUCAUCAUCAUCUGGCUCAAAUCAGACAUCUAAUGUUUCAGCAGACGUGCAACAGCUCCUCAUGACAGCCCUGUCUAAGCUUCAUUUGAAACAAAACGAGCAAGGAGAAUGGUAUGUGGACUCUGGAGCAGCAGCUCAUGUUACUGGUGACGCAGGAUGCUCGAACCAAGAAGACAUUCGCUGAGGGCACUCGCAAAGGAGAUAUGUAUGUCCUUGAAGAAGCUCCAUAGAUGUCAAAACCUCACCCUUCCGAUUCAUGUUUUCCAAGUCAUAGUGAAG